Messenger RNA from Centropristis striata (black sea bass), 2473 nucleotides. It is a transcript of the gene chchd4a, whose product is annotated as coiled-coil-helix-coiled-coil-helix domain containing 4a. The record is from RefSeq and is a predicted model, not a curated record. Gene Ontology annotation, cellular component: mitochondrial intermembrane space. Lineage: Eukaryota; Metazoa; Chordata; Actinopteri; Perciformes; Serranidae. Gene Ontology annotation, molecular function: protein-disulfide reductase activity. The transcript has 3 exons. Gene Ontology annotation, biological process: protein import into mitochondrial intermembrane space. The coding region runs from base 124 to 621 and encodes 165 amino acids.
CGGAGGGGUUCGGACGCCGGUAGCUUGUCAGAUGAAAUCCCAGCAGUUGUUGAGUAAUUCCUCUCACACUGGACAUCUUUCAACGCAGAGGUCGAGGCUCGACGGACUUAAACACCGGCAGACAUGUCGUACUGCAGACAAGAGGGUAAAGAUCGCAUCAUCUUUGUGACCAAGGAGGACCAUGAGGCUCCCAGCAACGCUGAGCUCAUAGCAGAUGACCCCAAUGAUCCUUAUGAGGAGCAGGGUCUGAUCCUACCAAAUGGAGACAUCAACUGGAACUGCCCGUGCCUUGGUGGCAUGGCCAGUGGACCAUGUGGCUCUCAGUUCAAGGAAGCCUUUUCCUGCUUCCACUACAGCAAGGAAGAGGUGAAGGGCUCUGAGUGCAUCGACAACUUCCGUAACAUGCAAGAGUGCAUGCAGAGGUACCCUGAGCUCUAUCCUCAGGAGGAAGAUAAAGAAAGCUCCUCCCAAGCUGAGUCCAACUCUGGUUCUGCCUCCGCCGCCCCGACUGAGGACUCUGCCUCACCCCCCGACACUGACUCUGCCCCGGCCACUUCAACAGCUGAGUCUGCUGCCUCAUCUGACAGCACGUCACCUACAGACAACCAGACUGCCAGCUAAGGUCAAUCAGCUGUCAUCCAGGCUUCUCUGUGUGUGAGCACUGCCCAGCUUAACUGACUCUCCACGGGGAGCUCUGAUUGGACCCUCCUCAUGUUUAAGCCACAGAGAGCUUCCUGAUGUAGCUCUGACACUCACUGGGCAAUUAUUACAGGCCAUCAGAGGAGGACUGUGUGAAUGCAGAGAAACAUAGCAUAUAUACAAAAGUAUAGGUUUGCUGAGCACUCAAAUCAUUGUAUAAUAUGAUUUCAUGACAGCGGGCCAAGCUAUUUGCUGCAGGGACAUUAGUUGAAGGACUCACUUUAUAUGCAAUAGGAAUUUAAUUUGCUGUGUGUGUGCUCAUGUCAAUCAGAAGAGCUUGUUUGUUUAGGUUCAUUAUGUGUGUUGUCCUGUUAAUCUUGACUGGCCAGGAACAUUACUUAGCACUGAUUCAUUUUCACUAAUUCAAUUUGAAAUCUAAGCAGUAAUCAUCAGAUUUUUUUUUUUUAUUUCAGCAAUGUUUAGCUUUUUUAUGGAACAACUCAACUCAAGACAGUUUUGACACAUACUAACUUAACAGUUAAUCCAUUUGCUGUCCAUCACUUGAGAGACCAAAACACAAUCAGCUGGUCACAAAAUAGAAGCUUACUGCUUCAACUUCAGUACAGUGACUAUUACAUUUAAGGGAUAGUUUGGAUUUCUAAAUUGGGGUUGUGUAAGGUCUUUACACACAGUGGAUGGUUGUCCGCACACCCUCAGUUUUGAAGGAGUAUGCAGGAGUACCAGCACAAAGCGAAGAAAUGUACCGAUUUCUUGUCUACUGCAGACUCAAACUUACCUGCAAACUUACCUUUUUAAAACCAAAAAAAGACACAAUAACACAAACUAAACUCAAGUCAAAGCUACUGGCAUAGUGCGCCCCCAGGGGUCACCAGAAACUCCUGUAAAGUUAAAUCACUGUUUUUGUCAAUGGAGUCUGGUGACUUUGAAGAGAGCUUUGUGGAGGGUUCAGUUUUCUUUAGUUUUUUUAAUUUGCUGGUUGGACAAGAAAUGUACUUGCCCUUAUACAAAUAGUUUUAUUUAUAAAUAGUUAAUAACAAUGCAACCAAGUAAGUGAGAUGCUGUUGGCUCUUGUUGUGGCACUUCAGUGACAGUUUAGAAAACCUGAUGUGCCUUAAAAAAAAGUUUCAUAAACCUCGCUCUCAUAUUUGCAUCAAACUGCACAGUACAUGUUUGGAGUUUUGCACAUAUCUUCUAACACCACCCAAGUAAACUCCUGUUUCCAGGAUACUUGAGAUACUUUGUUGCGCUUCAGCUCAUAUGCUUCGUCUUUACCCAAUACCAAAUUCUUGCAGGUGCCUGAGCAGUACUUUUGACUUUUUACAUUUGAAAUGGUAAGCAACAUGGCUCAAUCCAUAGCUAUUUCCAUCAUCAGCUCAACAAAAAGAGUUACCAAGUUGCUAGCUCUGAUAACCAUGCUGGGACUCCUGUCUGCCUUUCUGAACUUUGUGCAUGCCGACCGCCAUCUGCUAGAAGUUAUCCAUUCUUAUCAAUAAGUACCUUUUUAUAUAAAACCAUUUCAAAAUAUCCAAACCAUCCCUUAAAGAGUUGUUUUCAGCUGUGUUUGUCUUGGAGAAACUUUAGGGUCUCCAUCUCCAUCUGUUGCCGUACAAACAAUGGUCUGUUAACUGACACUGUAUAUGGCCUAGACCAAAGUGGUUUGUCACAUUUAACUGUCACUGCAUAAAUGUUUUUGCUGUCUUGACACUGUGUAGAGUCUACAGUUGGAUGCUUUGGUCACCAUUCAAUGACAUUCAGGCCUUAAAAGAGUUUUUGUCAAACAUGUCCACAUUAAAUGAUCGUCAAACAAUUUCAA